Protopolystoma xenopodis is the source of this 1215-nucleotide messenger RNA. Lineage: Eukaryota; Metazoa; Platyhelminthes; Monogenea; Polystomatidea; Polystomatidae. The record is from the annotation of a GenBank genome assembly.
AUGUUCUACUCACCAGAAGAAAUAGAGUCCGUGCAAAUACCUGAAGGCCACAAGAUUUUCGAGUUAGAUUCUUGGUUAGAGCCAUACAAAUAUGAAAUUAAACGGAGAUAUAAGUGUUUUCAAGACUUUAAGAACUGGAUCGAUCAAGUUGGAGGCAUGGAGUCAUUCACACAGGGCUAUCUUGAAUUUGGAAUUCAUGUGCGAGUCGAUGGUUCAGUUUAUUGCAAAGAAUGGGCACCUGCAGCCAAAGAGGUUUACCUAAGGGGAGAUUUUAAUAAUUGGAAUGAAUAUGAGUACCCAUUUAAAAAACUCGACUAUGGAAAAUGGGAACUUAUUAUCCCUCCAAAAGACGGAAAGUCUGUUCUGGAACAUUUAUCUAAGGUUAAGCUUCGCAUCGUUACUCCUGAUGGCCGAUGCUUAGACCGACUGAGCCCAUGGGCACCGUAUGUUAAAGCCGUGGACAAAAACCUUAUUUAUGAUCAACUAAUUUACAACCCUUCGGAGCGCUACGUUUUGAGGCACCCUAGACCAGGGAAACCGAAAAGUCUAAGGAUUUAUGAAUGUCACGUAGGCAUAUCGUCAUCCGAGCAAAUUGUCGCAUCAUAUGCUCAUUUUAGAGACAAUGUUCUCCCCCGAAUUAAAGACCUUGGCUACAAUGCCAUACAGCUAAUGUCAAUUAUGGAGCAUGUAUAUUAUGCUUCAUUUGGAUAUCAAGUUACUAAUUUUUUUGCUGCAUCAAGCCGAUAUGGGACACCAAAUGAUCUCCGUUCUCUCGUAGACGAAGCACAUCGCUUGGGAAUAUCUGUAUUGUUAGAUAUAGUACAUAGUCAUGCUUCAAAAAAUACUAACGAUGGGCUUAAUCAGUUUGAUGGAACUGACGCAUGCUACUUUCAUGAUCGUGGCCGUGGAGUUCAUGAGCUUUGGGAUUCUCGGCUUUUUAACUAUACUGAACUUGAAGUACUUCGCUUUCUGCUUUCAAACUUGCGUUGGUGGAUAGAAGAGUAUGGAUUUGAUGGCUUUCGAUUUGAUGGGGUUAUGUCAAUGUUAUAUCAUCAUCAUGGUCUCAUGACAAACUUCUCGGGUCAUUAUGGUGAAUACUUUGGUCUCUCGGUCGACACUGAAUCCUUGACUUAUCUAAUGCUUGCUAAUAAUUUCCUCCAUGAGAAAUAUCCAUUCAUUAUUACUAUUGCAGAAGUAAGUUUAUUAUUUUUUUAA